AUGGAUUUGGAAACAGCACGUGCCAAUUAUCCAAACAGACUAGAGAGGUUAGAAGAAGAACGUCUUAUGGACAUGCCUUUCGAUGUUAGUGAACCUCAAGUUGAAGGACACGACGGCUUUGCCAGAUUCUACUGGAAACAUGACGAACAAUUGCAUCCUUUGAGAAGGAAAAAAGGAAAAGGUGAAGACGCACAUGCUCCCAUGGAAAGAACAAGAUAUGCAAAUGAGAAGUACCGUGAAGUUAGAAGUCAAAUUACUUCUGGUCGAACCUUUACAGUAAACUUUGACGAAGGAAAGAACAAAGAAGGCUUCAUGGGUGUACUUGCUGCAAUUCAAGACGGAAAUAGGAAAGGACACAAUCUCAGAUUGACCAUAACAGAUUUGGAUGGUCACAUUUACUAUGCACAUGGCAAUGAACAAACAGCCGCAAAACUUCUUGACGCUUUCAAGACUACAAAGAGAGAACAAAUGGUUGACUCCGACUCAGACAUUUUGAAUGCAAUUGAAGGAAUUGCAAGUGUCAAGUUCGAAUGGUACCAACCUAACCCUCAAGCAGUCAGACAACAUGCUGGAUACUUCCCGUUCAUAAAUAAGUCUGACAUUGACUUGACAAGGUAUGGAAUUUACAAUUCAAUUGA
Trichomonas vaginalis G3 is the source of this 638-nucleotide messenger RNA. RefSeq lists its product as uncharacterized. The record is from RefSeq and is a predicted model, not a curated record. Lineage: Eukaryota; Parabasalia; Trichomonadida; Trichomonadidae. The transcript has a single exon. The annotation marks the transcript as partial.